AUGGUAGCCAGGUGGGCGAAGGGGAGCAAGGACGAUACACCUGCUUUGAAGAAGUCGCCAUUUGACCUGCCGAGUGAGUGACCAGGCCUGACCAUGGAACGGAUUAACAUCAGUAUGGCCAGGGCUACCCUGGUGAAGCACACGGCUGGAGCUGGCCUCAAGACCAGCAGACCCCGAGUCAUGUCCAAGAGUGGGCACAGCAACGUGAGAAUCGACAAAGUGGAUGGCAUAUACUUGCUCUACCUCCAAGACUUGUGGACCACUGUCAUCGACAUGAAGUGGAGAUACAAGCUCACCCUGUUUGCUGCCACGUUCGUGAUGACCUGGUUCCUUUUUGGUGUGAUCUACUAUGCCAUUGCCUUCAUUCAUGGGGACUUAGAACCCAGGGAGCACACUUCAAAUCACACCCCCUGCAUCAUGAAGGUGGACUCCCUCACGGGGGCAUUUCUCUUUUCCCUGGAAUCCCAGACAACCAUCGGCUAUGGAGUCCGUUCCAUCACGGAGGAAUGCCCUCAUGCCAUCUUCCUCUUGGUGGCACAGCUGGUCAUCACCACCUUGAUUGAGAUCUUCAUCACGGGCACCUUCCUGGCCAAAAUUGCGAGACCCAAAAAGCGGGCAGAGACCAUCAAGUUCAGCCACUGUGCCGUCAUCACCAAGCAGAAUGGGAAGCUGUGCUUGGUGAUCCAGGUGGCCAACAUGAGGAAGAGUCUCCUGAUUCAGUGCCAGCUCUCGGGAAAGCUCCUCCAGACCCACGUCACCAAGGAGGGGGAGCGAAUCCUCCUCAACCAGGCCACCGUCAAAUUCCACGUGGACUCCUCUUCCGAGAGCCCCUUCCUCAUCUUGCCCAUGACGUUCUACCACGUGCUGGAUGAGACGAGCCCCCUGAGAGAUCUCACCCCCCAAAACCUUAAGCAGAAGGAGUUUGAGCUGGUGGUUCUCCUGAACGCCACGGUGGAGUCCACCAGCGCUGUCUGCCAGAGCCGCACCUCUUACAUCCCAGAGGAGAUCUACUGGGGUUUUGAGUUUGUGCCUGUGGUUUCUCUCUCAAAAACCGGCAAGUACGUGGCUGAUUUCAGUCAGUUCGAACAGAUCCGGAAGAGCCCAGAUUGCACCUUUUACUGCACGGAUUCUGAGAAGCAGAAACUUGAGGAGAAGUACAGGCAGGAAGAUCAGAGGGAAAGAGAGCUGAGAACGCUUUUGUUGCAACAGAGCAACGUCUGA
Messenger RNA from Globicephala melas (long-finned pilot whale), 1221 nucleotides. RefSeq names its product potassium inwardly rectifying channel subfamily J member 15 (gene KCNJ15). Gene Ontology annotation, biological process: potassium ion import across plasma membrane; regulation of monoatomic ion transmembrane transport. Gene Ontology annotation, molecular function: inward rectifier potassium channel activity. Lineage: Eukaryota; Metazoa; Chordata; Mammalia; Artiodactyla; Delphinidae. Gene Ontology annotation, cellular component: plasma membrane. The record is from RefSeq and is a predicted model, not a curated record.